CUCCUUCUUCCUCUGCUGGACCUGCAGCCCCCAUCGCAGAAUUUGCUGCUGCUUGUGGACUCCAUCGAUGAAGGGGAGAUCUUCAAAGAUUCCGACUGGAAGCCUUCUGGGAAGAGUGGGACCAUUGCUGAGCUUCUGUCCAAUCACCAGGAGCUCUUCCCAUCCUGGUUACUCCUGGUGUGUUCAGCUCGAAAACAAAACAAAGAAAUUAGCAGAAUGUUUUCAGGUUUCAGGAAAAUUUGCCUGGAUGAUCUCCGUAAAUCCCACAUUGUGAAGGAUGUGCAGCAGUACAUUCUGUGCCGACUGGACCAGGAGGUAGCUCUGAGGCAGCACCUGACCCGUGACACUGCAGAGAUGUUAAACCAGCUUCACAUUAAGAGCAAUGGGUGUUUCCUGUACUUGGAGAGAGUGUUGGAUGGGGUGCUGGAUAAUUUUAUCAUGCUGCGUGAGAUUCGUGAUAUUCCUGGCACCCUCAAUGGCCUCUACCUUUGGCUGUGCCAGCGACUCUUCACCCGCAAGCAGUUCACCAAGAUCCAGCCAAUCCUCAAUGUGAUGCUGGCUGCCCAGAGACCUCUGACUCCCCAGGAGUUGUUUGAAGCUGUGUGGACCAAGGGCACUUGCUUAACAGCCAAUGAUUUCCAAUGCAAGAUGGAGAUGUUGUCCAAACUUCUGCUGGAUGGGGAAGGUGGCACCAAAAUUGUCUUUCACCACAGCUUUGCUGAAUGGCUGCUGGAUGUUAAGUAUUGCACUCAGAAGUACCUGUGCAGUGUGGCACAGGGGCAUGCCAUGCUCGCCAUGGCUCUGACCUGCCAUGCCAAGGAACUGACAGCUGCCCAGGUACAAGAAUAUGCCUGGCACCUCGUCCACUCCCGGCUCCAGACUGAGCCUUGCUGCCUGGCGCUCUGGAUGCUGUGGAGUGGGGCACCAGUCAGCCGAGACUCCCUGGCCUCCAUCUUGCUGGUGGAGCAGGAGGUCCUGCAACUGCUGGUCAAAGCUGGUGCCUAUGCCACUGACCAGGAGGGAGCAGAUUCCUCGGGGGUCAUUCACCGCGCACUGGAGAGGGAGGACUCCAUCCGAAUGCUGCUGGAGAACGGGGCGAGUGUCCACCAGCGCGAUUCGAGUGGGCGCACACUGCUCGCCAACGCAGCUUACAGUGGCAACCUGGAAGUGGUCAACCUCCUGCUGUCCAGGCAGGCCAACCUAGAGACUGAAGACCACCAAGGACAGACCCCCUUAACCCUGGCAGCUCGCAUGGGUCACGCUAAAGUCCUUCACUGCCUGAUUUCACACGGUGCCAACAUCAAUCAUGCUGACCAGGAAGGCUGGACUGCACUGCGGUCAGCAGCCUGGGGAGGGCACUCUGAAGCAGUGACAGUGCUGCUGGAGUCUGGGGGCGCUGAGGUGGACAGUGUGGACACUGACCAUCGCACAGCACUACGGGCUGCCGCCUGGGGUGGACAUGAAGACAUCGCCCUCACCCUGCUGCGACAUGGGGCUGAGGUCAACAAGGUGGACACAGAUGGACGCACUGCGCUGAUUGCUGCUGCCUACAUGGGUCACCGGGAGAUGGUGGAGAUCCUGCUGGACCAUGGUGCUGACAUCAAUCACCGGGAUGCAGACGGGCGCUCGGCACUGUCCGUGGCAGCACUGUGUGUGCCCGCCAGCCGGGGCUAUGCCAACGUAGUGAGCCUGCUUAUCGAGCAGGGUGCAGAGGUCGGGUACCGGGACCGCGAUGGCCUGACCCCACUCCUGGUGGCUGCCUAUGAAGGUCACGCAGACGUGGUGGAUCUGCUGCUGGAAGGUGGAGCCGAUGUGGAUGAAGCAGACUCCACUGGGCGUACACCGCUCCUAGCUGCAGCUUCCAUGGGUCAUGCAGCUGUUGUCAAUGCUCUGCUUUUCUGGGGUGCGGCUGUGGACACCAUCGACAGUGAGGGUCGAACCGUACUGAGCAUCGCUGCUGCUCAUGGCAACACUGAGGUGGUGCAGACCCUCCUGGACAGAGGUCUGGAUGAGAACCACCGUGAUGACAUGGGCUGGUCACCCCUUCACAUGGCCAGCUUCGAGGGUCACUGCUCUGUCUGCCUGGCACUGAUUGAGCAGGGUGCCAGGGUGACAGAGGUGGACAAUGAUGGAAGGAUCCCAGUUAUCCUGGCAGCUCAGGAAGGCCAUUGCCAGUGCGUUGAAGUCCUGCUGGAACAUAAAUCUCCUGUGGACUGGCGAGGCUACGAUGGGCGGACAGCGUUAUGUUCCGCAGCUCUCGAAGGUCACAAGGAGGUGGUGAAGAUGCUGUUGAGCAAAGGGGCCAGUGUAGACGUGAAGGAUGCAGACGGGAGGCCCUUGCUCUACCUCCUGGCCUUGGACAGCCAGAUGGAGAUGCUUCAGCUGCUCCUGGAUGAAGGAGCUGCUAAUCUUGAGGCACAGGACAUGGAGGGACGGACAGUACUGCAUGUGUGUUGCUGGCAGGGCACCCUGGAGCUGGUAAAGUUACUGGUCAAGUACGGAGCAGAUGUGAACGCCUUGGACAAUGACCAUCGCUCAGCCCUGCAUUCAGCAGCCUGGCAAGGCCAUUCACCUGUGGUGCAAUUUCUGAUUGAAAGUGGGGCUCGUGUUGAUCACGCCUGUAACCAGGGAGCCACCAGCCUCUGCAUAGCCUCACAGGAAGGUCACACAGAGGUGGUAAGGAUUCUUGUGGAGAAGGGAGCAGAUCCUAACCAUGCUGACUCAUAUGGCCGCACCCCAAUGAGAGUGGCAGCCAAACGUGGGCAGACAAAAAUCAUGAAGUUGUUGGAGAAAUUUGGUGCACCAGCAUUCAAUGGCUAUUUGGCACCAGCACCUGGGCAGAAAGGGGAGCUACAAACUUCCACGGUGAAGACUCUGUCCUCUGGUACAUCCAACAGCUCGGGAAGUCCCAGUGUGGUGGCUGGGGAGAUGCUUUCUGCCAACCGCACGGUCAGUGAAAGAAAACAAAUAGUGGCAACAAGCUCUCCCUCUGGGUCCCCAGACUCCACUGUGGAUCAUCGCAAAUCUCUCAUGUCCAACAACUCUCUGAAAAGUUCCAAAAACUCCUCCAUUGUCACCUCAUCCACCUCCCAUUCUCUAGCCACUGACCAGACGGUGCCCAUCGAUAGCUUGACCUUCACUCAGCAGAUCCAGCAACAUUCUCUGCCGCGCAGCCGCAGCCGACAGUCCAUCCUCACCUCCCCUUCGUCAACACUGGUCAAACCCAAAGCCAACUCACAGACCAGUGCCAUAUCAGAGGCAGUAAAGAGCCCAAGUAGGCACGGAGGGAGCACACCCUUAUCGAGCCCAGCGCUGGGCAUUGAGCUGACAGAGACCAGCCCCAAGGGCAAGAAGGGACCAUCAGGGAAGGUUGCUGUGACCGGUGUUCCAGAGCAGAUUUCCAAAGCGGAAAUCACCAAGAGGAGCUUACAGAUUGGAUCACCACUCAUUACGUCAGUUGACAACAACAAACUGCAUGUCGAGCGGGAGGCCUCUCCCUUCUCUUGGUACUGUGACAAACAAACUAUGUCCUCAGGGCUGGAGGAGAAACAGAAUGGAAUCCUCGGCAAGUCCCAUGGCAGAGGUCCCAGGAGCCCAAAGCCAUCUCCCCAAAAGCUGAACAGCACCAGUGCAGUAGAGAAAGUGAUGAUGGAACCAUUGAUCACAAUCACGACCCUAGAUCCUGAACUAAAUCUCAAACAAGCUAUCAAACUUCAAUUCGAGGGUCCAACAAGUGGCUUUAAUUACAAGAAGGAAACGCCUCUAUGAGGGGAAAGCUUCUGGUGACUGGCUUGAUUGCAGAGAAAGUCGCUGCACUAGGUUCGGACUCCCUGGACUUGAAGAAAUAUUGUUCUGUGCCAUGGGAUGGACCUUCUGAGAUUCCAGGAAAGGCAGCAGUAUUCAUCAGGCUCAAUUCUCUGGGAUAGCACUACAUAAUUCAGGAAAAGGACUGACCUCUUCCUCAUCAUAUCAAUGUAUAAUUCUGUGAAUAUGCAUUGCAGUCUGCUUUGUUUAAUGGCCUACAUCUGCUGUAAAACAGUGUGUACAGUAUUUGGGUCUUUUCCUGAUGCAAUCGGGAUACAAUUUUUAUUUUUCUUAAUUUUAUUUCCUUCAGCGUUAAUACUUAUGCGAAGUGAGUGAAGAAGGUCAGUGGGAUUUGUCCUAAUCCUUCACUGGAGUGGAUACCCCUUCCCCCUACCCUUCUGGAUAGUGCCCUCUGACCUCCUGGUCAGGAUAUUGGAGUUUAAACAAUGUUCGAUAUAAGCAGGUUCAUCCGAGUCUGGGAGCACAGUCACGCUGUACCAUUGGUGAUGAUGGAAAACCACCUACUGUGUCCUGUAUUAUUCUCCACAUCCCAUAAUAUUUACAAGCUGUGCUGCUGUUACUAUUAUUAUAAUGGUAUAUAUGCCUAUCCCAGCAGUUCAAGUGCUAUGACUAGUUGUGCCCAAGUUAUUAUAGAUGAUUAAUGGUGAUGUAUUUGUCCAUGUGAAUCAUGCAAGUACUACAGAUUGUAUCAUUGAUUUCUGAGUGCUGGUUAUGUUGGAUUGAUGGAAGAUUUCAAUAGCUUUGUUUGCUGGGGUGGGAAUAUGUUUGGGAGGCUGUAUCAAUGUGCAGGAGUUCAGUAUGAACCGGAAUCUCCAGGCCCAUAAUGUAUUGCUGCUUCACACAGUUUGCAAUAUUUCCUCUGGGGAACAGCCCAACCACCCCCUGCCCCAGAUACAUGCCUGCUCACCCUUGCCCCUUGUUUACCCCUCAGGGGACAAGGAGAGGGAGCCAUUACCCAGGCUGAGAGAAAUGCUUGGAUGUACUUGCUGGAUGUUGAACUGGGUACAUCUGGUUAUGACUGCUUCACAGCAAUGAAAAGAAUCCAGGGCCCCUUUGGAGGGGAACUGCGACCAAGUUAACUCCUGAGUGGGGUUGUGGAUGUUGGACACCGAGUUUGGGAGAGGGUUUGUGGCAUUUGGAUUUCUUGACGGGGGUAGGGAGAGAUUCACCAGCAUUCACCUGAUCCUCUGAGGCUGACCUCAGCAUUCCAGAUUACCUUGGGGCUGAUUCUGGGCUUUGGGAAGAAUCUCAAUGGUUGCCCUAACUCCCCAUUUUCUCAUGUACUGUAAAAUUUCUGAUCGUAUUUUUUAGAGGGAGCGAGCAGGGGUUGCUGGGCAGUCUUGAAUUGAUUUGUUAAUUUUGGUGCUCUUCUGAUGUUCAUUUCUAUGGAGGGUUACUGAUCAUUUCUGGCAUAUUCAGCUGGCUGCUGUAUUCCUCUCUUUCUGGUUUUUAUACAUGGAUUUUUUUGAGAUAAAAUGUUCCUACUGGAGAUUCUUUCCCUCUCAUGCCAAAUACAAAGCUUUUGGAUUUAA
This is a messenger RNA of Rhincodon typus (whale shark), 5357 nucleotides long. RefSeq names its product ankyrin repeat domain 50-like (gene ankrd50l). Gene Ontology annotation, molecular function: protein binding. The transcript has 3 exons. The record is from RefSeq and is a predicted model, not a curated record. Bases 217 to 3768 code for a protein of 1183 amino acids. NCBI's taxonomy places the organism in Eukaryota, Metazoa, Chordata, Chondrichthyes, Orectolobiformes, Rhincodontidae.